Messenger RNA from Microdochium trichocladiopsis, 1380 nucleotides. RefSeq names its product IPP transferase-domain-containing protein. The coding region runs from base 1 to 1380 and encodes 459 amino acids. The transcript is spliced from 2 exons. The record is from RefSeq and is a predicted model, not a curated record. Gene Ontology annotation, cellular component: mitochondrion. Gene Ontology annotation, molecular function: tRNA dimethylallyltransferase activity; ATP binding. NCBI's taxonomy places the organism in Eukaryota, Fungi, Ascomycota, Sordariomycetes, Xylariales, Microdochiaceae. Gene Ontology annotation, biological process: tRNA modification.
AUGCCUCGCAUCCCACCAUCGCUGCCUCUGGUGGCCGUCAUGGGCACCACUGGCACUGGCAAGUCUGAUCUCGCGGUAGACCUCGCAGUGAGGUUCAAUGGUGAGGUCAUCAAUGCAGACGCCAUGCAGAUGUACAAAGGCCUCCCCAUCAUUACAAACCAGAUAUCCGAGGCAGAGCAGCGAGGCAUUCCCCAUCAUAUGCUCGCGGCCAUCGACCAUGGUGAACCGACGUGGACAGUGACCUAUUUUGCAAGAGAAGCACGGCGGAUCAUCCAGGAGAUUCGCAGCAGGGGGAAACUUCCCAUCGUCGUUGGUGGGACGCACUACUACAUCAAUUCGCUUCUGUUCGAUGAUACCAUUGUGGCCGCCGCGGAGAAAGAGGAUGAGGACGUGCAGCUUCGCCCUCAGGAGGAGACGAUAGCCCAGUUCCCAAUUCUUGACGAGCCAACAGACGUCAUGUUCAAAAAGCUGCAAGAAGUCGACCCCGCCAUGGCUGAGCGGUGGCACCCAGACGACCGCAGAAAAAUCAAACGCUCACUGGAAAUCUUCCUGACCACUGGCAAGCGCGCCUCGGAGAUCUAUGCGCAGCAGCAGGCGGAUCGCAUGGCAGCGGGAGACACACCAGCAACCUGGGAAGCCCUCAUGUUCUGGGUCUAUUCAAAGCCCGAGGUCCUGAACGAGCGGUUGAAUACGCGAAUCGACAAGAUGGAGCAGCGUGGCCUUAUGGGCGAAGUUCGGCAGCUUGCCGCCUUUCUCAACGAGCGCAGCGCUUGUGGCGAAGAAGUCGAUCAGACUAGGGGAAUAUGGCAGUCGAUCGGCUUCAAGCAAAUGGAGCCUCUGCUGCAGGCCGAGAAGCGCGGUUCCAGUCAAAUGCAGCUCGACCGCGCAAGAGCAGAGGGUCUAGAGCUUAUGAGGAUCGCGACACGGCAGUACGCGAAAAGCCAGAUCAAGUGGCUCCGCAACAAGACUGGCCCCGAACUCAGGGAGAAGGACGCACUUCCAUAUCUCUUCGUUCUGGACAGCUCGGAUGUCGACAAAUUCUCGACUGACGUGCUGCAACCUGCCGCAGACGUCUUACAGUGCUUCCUUGCUGGCGAGGCGCUACCACAGCCACAAAGUCUCUCCAGUACGGCGCGGGACGUACUGGCACCCUUCAUGGAAAGCGAGAAACCUGCCAAGGCCGAGAUCAAGACUUUCCGCUGUGAUGAUUGCCACCUCACGCUUGUUACAGAGGCCCAAUGGAACGAUCACAUCACGGGCAGGAAACAUCAACGUGUGGUCAAGAACAAGAAAAGGAAAGCACUUGUGCCAGUGCCUGACACAUCUAAAAGUGAUAGCGACGAAGUCAAGAGCGAAGAUGCCGCGAAUGACACGAAAUGA